Molecule: messenger RNA, 665 nt
Organism: Triticum aestivum (bread wheat)
Lineage: Eukaryota; Viridiplantae; Streptophyta; Magnoliopsida; Poales; Poaceae
Product: oryzain alpha chain
Exons: 2
Coding region: 132-464 (110 amino acids)
Source: RefSeq, a predicted model, not a curated record
GAGAUACAGUACUACCAUACUUACGCGGAAGUUACAAGAGGACUGGCAGGAGAAAGACACAAUUGCGCAAUUCCGGAUCUCAUCUACACACACCACCGCCCCCAUCAAAACCCGCCGUCGCGGCUGCAGAGAUGAGGUGCUACACGGCUCUCACGGCGGCGGCAACGCUGGUGCUGCUUCUGCUGGUGCCGCUGGCGACGGCGGCGGAGGCGGAGGCGGAGGCGGCGAUCGCGUCCUACAGGGAGAGGAGCGAGGAGGAGACGCAACAGGUGUUCUUGGAGUGGAUGGCGGAGCACGGGGUGUCGUACGAUUCCGCCGUCGAGGCGGAGCGCCGGUACGCGAUUUUCAAGGGCAAGCUCCGCACCGUCGACCAGCACAACGCCGGGAUCCACCCGUAUCGCCUCGGCCUCAACUGGUUUUCCGACCGCACCAGCGCGGAGAUAUAUUCCCGUGUCCUUCCAUAGCCCGAGAACCAAAAUAAAGUCCUGGAGGUAGCACUAGUCCUGGAGAGACAAAGUACAUGUGCAUCUGAAUACGGCACUCUGUUUGUUGCCGGAAGUCAUUUGGCUUUGACAACUUUGUUGCUGGUUGCUUAUGUAAUAAAAUUGAGAUGAAAAUGUAUGCAUUUCCAGAAGAUGAAAUGAGAAAACAAAUACAAUGAGAAA